Molecule: messenger RNA, 339 nt
Organism: Grosmannia clavigera kw1407
Lineage: Eukaryota; Fungi; Ascomycota; Sordariomycetes; Ophiostomatales; Ophiostomataceae
Exons: 2
Coding region: 1-339 (112 amino acids)
Source: RefSeq, a predicted model, not a curated record
AUGGUACGAGUAUCUGAAACGCAGAUCGACGGCCAGACGAUUGGCCAGCAAGAUGGGAUGAGACGGUUGGGACGAAAUGAACAGAGACCGGGGGUCCGGACGACACGGGCUACCAUGCCGGAGGCCGCCUGCAAGAGGCCUGAACACGGAAAAGGGCCGUUGGCUCGCCCUGAAGUCGUGCAGCAGAGGGACGAGAGGCCAUUCGCCACCGACUGUCCGGUGGAGCCGGCUAAUGCCGUUGGGAUCACCCAGGAGGACGGCGGUAAGAUACAGGAUACUCUGUGUGAUCUCUACGACUGGCCAGAAAUGGCAGAGAGCCUUGCGCCAGUCCCAGAAUAG